AUGUCCCACGUUGAUUUAGAGCAAGGAUCUCACCGCCGUGACGUAAGCGCCGACGGCAGCGUCUGCUUCUCCGACGCAGACGACGGGUCGUGUUACUCUCAGUUCUACUCAACAAAUGGCGGGUCAUACGACGAGUACAAUUUUGCCUUCGUCUCUGAUCCUGAGGCAGAGGUGGUCUCAGAUUCCAGGAGAGCCUCUUCGGUUUCGGACGGUUCGGUCCAGCUCGAAAUUGAGAUUGGGGUGCCUGAAAUUAAGGUGCAUUUGGAUAAAGUAGAGAGAGAUUGUAGGAUUUGUCAGCUGGGUUUGGAGAGCAAUAGCCAUGAAUCUGGGGUUCCUAUUGAAUUGGGUUGUUCUUGCAAGGAUGAUUUGGCUGCUGCCCACAAGCACUGCGCUGAUACUUGGUUCAAAAUUAAGGGUAACAAGACCUGUGAGAUAUGCCAGUCAGUUGCACGCAAUGUUGUUGGUCCAAAUGACAUUGAGUUUACUGAGCAGUUGAGUGAAGCCAAUAGUGCAUCAACAACAGCUGCAGUCUCAGCACCAGGGCCCUCCACGGAUACUCAAAGCUUCUGGCAUGGCCAUCGGUUCCUCAACUUCCUUCUUGCUUGUAUGGUAUUUGCUUUUGUCAUAUCAUGGCUCUUUCACUUCAACGUUCCGUCAUGA
Molecule: messenger RNA, 660 nt
Organism: Prunus armeniaca (apricot)
Lineage: Eukaryota; Viridiplantae; Streptophyta; Magnoliopsida; Rosales; Rosaceae
Source: the annotation of a GenBank genome assembly